CUGUGGAACAGAGGAAUGGAAAAAUUUCAAAUCGAUUUUGACUUUAGGAGACUCAAGAUGUUACCCAAAAGAUGGAUUCCCCAUCCGCUAAAACUGCUGCUCCUCCUGGUUAGUGUUGGUGUCAUCCAGGAUUCCAAGGCAGCUAGUUUCUGCACCAAGGCGGAUCAGUGUGCCCUGGACGAGGAGUUAAGGACAGUAGCAGCUCCAGCUGCUGUUCAAGCCCGCUACGACCACACCCGCAUCUACCAGGUGGAAUUGGCCAGUGAAGAGCAUGUGCGGAUCUUUCAGGCCCUGGAAUUGGCCAGUGAUUCGUGCUCCUUUAUGGGUCAUGCCCGACAACCAGGACAAAAACUCACCAUUAUGGUAACGGCGGCCAAGGUGGCUGACUUCGAUGACCUGGUGCACAGCUAUAAUGUUACUCAUAGGGUGCUGAGCCACAAUUUCCAGGCCCUGAUCGAUGCCAACUAUCGCGAGGUGGCUCCCGAGGGUACAACACCAGACCAAUUCGACUGGAAACGUUAUCAUUCGCUAGAGGGCAUCAAUGCCUGGCUGGAGAAUCUGGCCAAGAAGCAUCCCGAGGUGGUUACCCUGGUUCAGUUGGGUCUCAGCACCCAGGGAAGGCCCAUUCAAGGUGUGAAGAUCGCUUUUGGCGGGGAGAAUCGCACCACAGUCUUUAUAGAGAGCGGUAUUCAUGCCCGCGAAUGGAUAGCUCCGGCCACGGCUACCUAUAUCAUUGAUAGACUGCUGAACUCCGAGGAUCCUGCCGUCCAGGAACUAGCUCGCUCCCAAAACUGGUACAUCUUUCCCACCGUAAAUCCCGAUGGAUAUCGGUAUACCUUCCAAGGGGAUCGCAUGUGGCGCAAGAAUCGAGCUCUCUUCGGAAUCUGCCGUGGGGUGGAUCUCAACCGGAACUUCCCCUUCCACUGGAACGUCACGGGAGCCAGUGGAGAUCCCUGUCGCUAUGAUUACUCUGGACCAUCGGCAGGAAGUGAGGUGGAAACCCAAAGGAUGACUGAGUUCAUCAAGGACCGCGUCGAAUCGGAGCGCAUACGUACCUUUUUAGCCCUGCACAGCUACUCCCAGAUGAUCAUGUUUCCCUAUGGACACAGUGCCGAGCGGGUGGAUAACUAUCAGGAUCUGAAGGAGAUUGGCGCACUGGCUGCUAAAAAGAUCUAUGAUCUGAGCGGUAGGAUCUACAAGAGUGGCAGUAUCUACGAGACCAUCUAUCCAUCGGCUGGUGGGUCAAAGGAUUGGGCACAUGGUGAGCUUAAGAUUCCAAUUACCUUCUCGUAUGAGCUGCGUGGACCGGCGGAUAGCGAGGAUCUGUUCAUUUUGUCCGCCAAGGAGAUCGAACCCACGGCAAUCGAAGCCUUCGCCUCCAUUAAAACGAUCGUGGAGGAGGCCGGCAAACGUGGCUAUUACCAGUGAUCACUGGGCUCCCGCUCCCCAACUCGAAAUCCAAAUCCAAAUCCAUGAUGGGGACGACGACGAUGAUGAUGAUAAAUGUCGUCUGGCCUGGCAGUUCACAUGAAAAACACAUUACGCGCCAUCGUUUCUUAAUGCUAAAUAAUGAUGGCAAAAUCAUGACACAAAACCUCAUAAUAAUGUUGGUAAAUCAAAGCAAAUAUAGUCAGACUCGAACAACCUUACAAAAAUA
Messenger RNA from Drosophila subpulchrella, 1657 nucleotides. Its product is annotated as zinc carboxypeptidase. Gene Ontology annotation, molecular function: zinc ion binding; metallocarboxypeptidase activity. Gene Ontology annotation, biological process: proteolysis. The record is from RefSeq and is a predicted model, not a curated record. The coding region runs from base 16 to 1428 and encodes 470 amino acids. NCBI's taxonomy places the organism in Eukaryota, Metazoa, Arthropoda, Insecta, Diptera, Drosophilidae. The transcript has a single exon.